Eruca vesicaria subsp. sativa (arugula) is the source of this 612-nucleotide messenger RNA. The record is from the annotation of a GenBank genome assembly. NCBI's taxonomy places the organism in Eukaryota, Viridiplantae, Streptophyta, Magnoliopsida, Brassicales, Brassicaceae.
AUGACAAUAAAGAGGUCAUCUCAAGCAUCAUCGAUCAAGCAAAUCUUAAAGAGAUGCUCGAGUCUAGGGAAGAAGAAGAACGUCAAUGGUUGCUACUAUAAUAAUGAAGAUGAUAGUUUUCCACAAGACGUGCCAAAAGGUCACUUUCCGGUUUACGUUGGACCGAACCGAAGUCGGUACAUCGUUCCCAUCUCGUGGCUCGAACACUCCGAGUUUAAAACGUUGCUCCGACUAGCAGAGGAAGAGUUUGGUUUUGACCAUAACAUGGGUCUUAUCAUACCCUGUGAUGAAGUGUUCUUCAGGUCUCUAAUCUCCAUGUUCAGAUAAAGUGGUCGAAAACUUCCAAGAAAGCUGAAUAAUGGCUACGCGAUGGUCUCUGUAACGAAAUUAAAAUUUGAAAAAACGGCUAACAAGAUCCGUAUUAGCAAGGCAUCAACCCCCGGCGUGGGGGUUUUUUUGUUCUUUUUUUUUUCUUUCGAAGACGAAAAUUUGUAAUAGUUGGAGUUUUUUUCCCCUCAAGUCAGCGUGAAAGAUUGGCCAGUGAUCUUGAGAGGAGUAGCUAGUUAACUUCUGUAAAUCCGUUAUGAUCAAUCAAAAAUUCUUCAUGUUCUU